AUGUCAGACGACGAUAAUGAUGACCUUAAUUCCAAAGUUGCCGUUCUACUAAUUGGGGUUGGAGCAGCAGCUAUUGUGGCAACAAUUUACCACUGCCUUGCCAUGACUUGGUGCUGCCGAUACUGGGCCAGGCCUAACCCACAAGAGCCACAACUCCACGUGAACGAAACAGUUCUCGAAAAUUCUACAGCCCAAGUCAUCCCAUCCUAUGAGUACCCAAAGGAUACAGGCUUGACAGGUGAUAACGGAACUUGCGCAAUAUGCUUGAGUGAUUUUGAAGAAGGAGAGCUACUACGUGAAUUGCCGGAAUGCUUGCACUCUUACCAUGUGGCAUGCAUCGAUAUGUGGCUCUACUCCCACUCCAGUUGUCCCAUGUGUCGCACCGAUGCCAAGCAUUCUCAGCAAGUUUUCUUGAAUGCAAGGGAUUUAGAUUCUGAGAGAUCAUCAGAGCCAUAA
Molecule: messenger RNA, 456 nt
Organism: Populus euphratica (Euphrates poplar)
Lineage: Eukaryota; Viridiplantae; Streptophyta; Magnoliopsida; Malpighiales; Salicaceae
Product: RING-H2 finger protein ATL79-like
Exons: 1
Coding region: 1-456 (151 amino acids)
Biological process (GO): protein ubiquitination
Source: RefSeq, a predicted model, not a curated record